Messenger RNA from Helobdella robusta, 1152 nucleotides. RefSeq lists its product as hypothetical. Bases 1 to 1152 code for a protein of 383 amino acids. The record is from RefSeq and is a predicted model, not a curated record. The transcript has 5 exons. NCBI's taxonomy places the organism in Eukaryota, Metazoa, Annelida, Clitellata, Rhynchobdellida, Glossiphoniidae. Gene Ontology annotation, molecular function: protein binding.
AUGCCUGGAUACACUGAAAAAUAUAAAGCCCUCUUGCAUGGCAACACAGCCCUGAUGUAUAGUUGCACUGUUGGCAAUGACACAGCAACAGAAAUCAUUUUGAAGUCUUUCAGAAGAUUAGGUUUAAACGUCGACAACGUAAACAAGGAAGGCUACACUGCCCUGAUGUUGGCAGCGAUAAAUUUGAACUGGGAAUGCGCGAGCCUAUUGGCUAUCGAGGGCAGGGCUGACCUAACACUCUGCGAUCCUAUUGGUCGAACGGCCCAGCAAAUUGCAAUAGAGGCUGGAGCUUCUAGAGCUCAGGUCCUGCCAUUUUCCAUCACAUCCCGGAAGUUGAACAGAUGCAAAGUAGCAAGAUAUAGGGCACUGGUCCGUGAUGACGACGGAGAUGACGACGACGAGGAUGACGAUGGUGAAGUUGCUGCUGCUGCUGCUGCUAGUGGUGGUAGUGGGAUCAAUGGUGAAGAAUAUGGAGAUGAGGUUGAUGAAAAUAGCUUUGAUACACGCUCUGAAAGAAAGUCUCCCAGAGUUACUAUCAAUGACAUGGAUGCCAAAUUUGGAAAAUAUCGACAAAUUAUUAAGGAUGAUAAUUGUAGUGGCAGCGUCAGUAACAACCUUAAUGAUAAUAAAAAUUUUGAUGAUAAUAAUAAUGAUGAUGAUGAUGAUGAUAACAAUAGUAAUGAUGAUAAUAACAAUAGUAAUCAUGAAUCUUCCGUUUUGGAUAUUAGAGAAAGGGCAGUCAAUCAAAAUCGUAGGAUUAAAAGUUCCGAUUUCGGAGAAAAUCUUACAAAAUCUGCAAGGAACUCUCCUCAUGCUGUUUCUCCGUCUCCGGGAAAGACCAUGGCAUCCAAAUUCUUCAACACGUUCAUAUCAGGUGCCAUUUGCUCGUCGGGGUUCGGCAAGUUGAAAUUCAAAAAGGCAAAAUCCAAUAUUCUGGGUUCUAAGGAAAGAAAUGCUAUGCAUGCAUCUUCAGAGUUUAAGAAGAGCGCCAAAACUGAAAGCAUAAUCAAGACUGAUUCUGAUUUGGAUUCACUUCGUAUCUCAAAGGUGGAGCGUUUGCGUUUGAACCGCGAAUUUGAUGGCGAUCGUUUAAGUUUCAACGAGCGGCGUCUCAACUCCAUGGAUGAAUCCAUUUUUUGGAUAAGGAAAUAA